Molecule: messenger RNA, 3787 nt
Organism: Gavialis gangeticus (Gharial)
Lineage: Eukaryota; Metazoa; Chordata; Crocodylia; Gavialidae
Gene: BCAN
Product: brevican
Exons: 14
Coding region: 254-3589 (1111 amino acids)
Biological process (GO): cell adhesion
Molecular function (GO): hyaluronic acid binding
Source: RefSeq, a predicted model, not a curated record
GGCUGGAGCGGGGGAGGAUAUGUGUGUGUGCAUCCAGUAGCUCUGUCCUGCCUGGCAGCUCCUGACUGUAUAUUUUAUCUGUGCUCCCUUCUGAAAUAACUGCAGUUCAUCUCUGCAUUGCCCCCCCUGCAAGCACCAGCUCAGCUCCAGAGGAAAAGUUCUUUCUCUCUCUGCCUUUCUCAGCUCAGCACACACACGCCUGGUCCUCCACUGCUCUGCAAGUCUCCUCCCAGCAUCCUGAAGAGGUGACACUAUGGCCGAUGCCUUCCUGCUGCUGCUCUGUGUGUUUGUCCCCCUGGCCUUCCCCCAUGCAUUUGUCUCUGGAGACAGCACAGAUGACCUCAAGGCUCUCAAGGUCUCCAUCAGCCAACACCCACCCGUGCAGGCUGUGCUAGCUGGCAACAUCCUGAUCCCCUGCAGCAUCAUGUACCUGCGCCCCUUGCCCACCUCCAGCACGGCAGGGCGCCGGGCAGUGCUGGGGGCCCCCCGCGUCAAAUGGACCUUCAUCUCCGACGGGAGAGAGGUGGAGAUCUUGGUCGCCCGAGGCAAUAGGGUGAAGGUGAACGAGGACUAUCGCUUCCGCGCCUCCCUGCCCACCUUCCAGCACCAGCGCACCAAUGCCUCUCUGCUGCUCCGGGAGCUGCGGCCCAGCGACUCGGGGAUCUACCGCUGCGACGUGCAGCACGGCAUCGAUGAUGGGCAUGACCUGCUGGAGGUGAAGGUCAAAGGGGUUGUCUUCCACUACCGCGAGGGCUCCCAGCGCUACGCCUACACCUUUGCCGAAGCCCAGGAGGCCUGUGCCAGGGUCGGGGCCCGCAUUGCCACACCCGAGCAGCUCUAUGCCGCCUACCUGGGGGGCUAUGAGCAGUGUGACGCCGGCUGGAUCGCGGACCAGACCGUCAGGUACCCCAUCCACACCCCGCGGGAGGCCUGUUAUGGAGACAUGAAUGGCUUCCCUGGGGUCCGCAACUACGGGGUGGUGGACCCCGAAGACACGUACGAUGUGUAUUGUUACGCCGAAGAGCUCCACGGAGAAAUCUUUUUGGAGACGGCCCCAGACAAAUUCACGUGGCAAGAGGCCGAGGCUCACUGUCAGGCGCUGGGAGCAGAGAUAGCAACCACGGGUCAGCUGUAUGCGGCCUGGACCCAGGGGCUAGACCACUGCAGCCCCGGCUGGCUGGCCGAUGGCAGCGUCCGCUACCCCAUCAUCACCCCACGGGAGCGGUGCGGAGGGAGCGUGCCGGGAGUCAAAACCAUCUUCCUCUUCCGGAAUCAGACGGGAUUCCCCGAUGCCCAGAGCAGAUACGAUGUGUUCUGCUUUAGAGAAGAGCCCAGCUCUUUCACUGAGGUUCCCGAAAAUCACCAAGCCAGUGAGCCCAGGGGCCUCCAGGACAUUGUCACAGUGACAGAGAGGAUGGAGGAGCUGCAGCUGCCCCAAGCAGAAGUGGACAAUGAGUCAAGAGGGGCCAUAUACUCCGUCCCCUUUUUUCAGGAUGCUGAGCGGGAAAAGCCAAGCAGUGCCCCCGAAGAGGCGAGCGUGCCCGUGCCCCGGCAUGCCCCACUAGAUAACUCCGUGUCCUCAGAUCUAGGACUCCAUCUGCCACCAGCCACACCUUCCCCUGAGACCCCCUUCACCUCCAAGGCAGAGCUGGGGGGCCCAAUAAGCUGUGGUGCCCAGCCAGGGAGCUCUGCCUGGCCAGGGGAAAAGGGGAGAGGUGGAAAUUGCACAGAGGCCAGUCAAGAGAGACCCAGGACUGGGGAGGAGCACGGCGCAGACCAGGGGCACCCGGGCUCCUUGUCAGAAGGGGAGACAGCCCGUGCCUCCAAAGAUGAUGGGACUCUGGCGCUGGACGGUGGCCUGCAGAACCCCGUCCGCCCCACCGAGGCCCCCACGGCCGGCUCGGUCACGACUGCACCCACGCUCAGCCCAGCUGCUGUCUCCCCAUCCCUGAGGGAUGAGAGCCAACGCAGCGGGUUACCUGGCCCUGCCCUGGCAUCUCCGGCGACCUCCCAGGAGCAUGGAGAGGAGGCUGCAGCAGAAGGCAGUUCCUUGGAUAUCACCCAUGUGCCAGAAGUGAGCGGCGAGGCGGACUUCUUCCCUGGCUCCAAGCACGGAGAAGGGGACUCUCUUCCAGAGGAUCACCCAACCCCUGCCUCAGAGGGGGCUGUGGGGGGAAAGUGGGAUGUCUCGGAGCGGCUGGCUCCAAACACCAGUGCCGGGAGCGGCCAGGACUUGCUGGGCCUGGCGAACUCGACCAUCGCUGCUUCCACGCUGCUGUGGAAGGCCAGUGAACCAGGGCAGGAGGAGCCUGCCUGGACCCAUGCCACCCCCCAACAAGGCUUGGUCUCGGGGCUGACCAGCACGCACUUCCCCAGCCUGGGCGGCCCCCCGGGCGCUCCCGAAGAGACCGAGCUCUCUGGAGAUGCCUCCGCGGGCACCACAGUGAGCCCGGCCACCUUGCAGUCCGUGUCCCCCAGCCUGCGGGAGCCGGGCAAGGAGCAGCGGGGCACUGUGGGGGCUCCAUCGCCCGGGUCCCAGCCAGGUACCGCUGAGCCCAAGGUGACCACGGUCCCCGCUGGACACUUGGGGGCUGACCAAGGGCCACCCAGUAAGGAGCUGUCGGGGGAGAGUGACACGCAGGCAGUGGCCCGGGAGACUGUGGCAGUGCAGCCUCCAUCUGCAGCAUCUCCUUCUGCUACCCCAGGUGGAGAAACCAAGGGGGACGGACCCCCCACCAGCCCCGAGCACGGCCUGGUGCCUGAAGCAGCGUCCGGCUCCAUGCUGGAGGGGAUGCCCUUCACCGAUGCCCCUUUGACCACAGCCCAUCCCUUGCCCGUCCUCCCCACCGAGCGUGCCAGCCUGGGCGUGGGGGUGAACAUCUCAGAGGACUGCAUCCCAAACCCCUGCCUGAAUGGUGGGACCUGCAGUGAGGAGGAGGUGGGCAUCAGUUGUGUCUGCCUGCCAGGCUAUGGGGGACACACCUGUGAGACAGACCUGCAGAAGUGUGGCCCAGGCUGGGACAGCUUCCAGGGCUCCUGCUACAAGCACUUCUCCACCCGCCGGAGCUGGGAGGACGCAGAGAUGCAGUGCAGACACUAUGGCGGCCACCUGGCUAACAUCCUGACUCCCGAGGAGCAGAACUUCAUCAACAAUCAGUACAGGGAGUAUCAGUGGAUCGGGCUGAACGAUCGAACAAUUGAGGGCGAUUUCCAGUGGUCAGAUGGGAGUCCCUUGCUCUAUGAGAAUUGGCAUCCUGGGCAGCCUGACAGCUACUUCCUAUCUGGAGAGAACUGCGUGGUCAUCGUGUGGCAUGAUGGGGGGCAAUGGAGUGACGUGCCUUGCAACUACCACCUGUCCUACACAUGCAAAAUGGGGCUAGUGUCUUGCAGCUCCCCACCAGAGGUGACCAAUGCCCGUAUGUUCGGCAAACCAAAGCAACGCUACGAGAUCAGCUCCAUUGUGCGGUACCGGUGCCUGGAGGGCUUCACCCAGCGCCACUCACCCAUUAUCCGGUGCCAGGAGGAGGGGAUGUGGGAGCAUCCCCAGCUUGCUUGCCUGCCGAGUGCGACUCAAACCCCUGAGGACUGAGCCUGGAUGCAGGAGGGAAGACCUCACUUCCCGGGGCAUUGUCACUGGGGCUGGUUGCAAACCACACGGGGAAAGCUUCAGCCCCGCAGCCUGGGCACCAGCCCACACCACCACGAUGCCUUCCACCCCCUGUGCGUUUGGUGGAUAUCUGUAUAAAGAAAAAAGUCUAGUAACUAAAGAUUCCCUUUUAAAAAAAAA